AUGGCGUCGCAAUCUUCCAUACUGCUCGACCGGCGACGCAGCUCUGGUGGCUUCAAGACACGCUUCGGCAGUAUCAAGCUCGCCAAAGUGCGGAGUCGGGAACGAAGUGCUGGACCAUCGACAGCUGCUAUGGACUUGCCUGAUCGAUUCAAGAGUGACGACGAUGAAGAUGUGGACGAUGGAACUGGCGUGGCUGGACAAGAUGGCGCCAUGUUCGCCCAACAGAGCAUGUAUGGCGUGCUAGCUGCAACACAGAGCAAAGCAAAGCUGCGAUUUCAGCAAGAGAGUGGCAGCGAAAGUGAGGGCGAGGACGAGGAGGUGAAGCGUAAGAGGAGCGAGGACACUGCGAGGCCAAGUCCGAGUGGCAGUGGCAGAACAACGCCCAAGCAGCAUGAACGGAAGAAGAGCAGUGACGGCAAGAAAGAGAAGGGCGAGGAGAAGCGACAUCGGCGGAAGUUGAGUGAGAACAAGCUGGUGCGGAGCUUUCUCAAGCCGAUUAGAGAGCGAGCGGAUUCGAAUGUGCCAGAUCCCAUGUCACAGUCACAGUUUCUGCCUCCGCGGAAGGAGGAAGCGGUUGAAGACGCACGGCCGAUUUCAGUAAGGUCGGAUGCACCGAUACUGGAUCGCAAGCUCCAAGCCAUGGCCAAGGCAGAUAUGGACUCGUCAAGGACCUCGUUAGAAGGACGGAGGAGCAGAGAGGGCAAGUCUGAAGAUGCCAGCAAAGACAGAUCACCAAAGACGCUACCGCAAGUCAUUGCCAACAUAUUCCAGUUCAAAGAACCGGAAGAAGUUGUGUCGGAGUAUCCUUGCUGGUAUCUGCAGAAUGUCUUACUUCAAGGAUACAUGUACAUCACACAGAAGCAUGUCUGCUUCUACAGCUACCUGCAGAAGAGAACUAAUGCCGUCGCAAAGACGGGACACUUGGGCAAGCAAGGAAAGCACAGCUAUCGAUAUCGGCGGUACUGGUUCGUGUUGAAGGGCGACAUCUUCUCAUACUACAAGAGCUCCGCGGACCCAUACUCACCGCUUGGAGUCGUCGACUUGCGGUACGCCAUCACUGCAGAUGUCACUGGCGGAGUUGGGAAGGAUUACACAGAGUUCACAAUCACAACACAGGACAGAGUGUACCUCUACAAAGCUGACACUGCUGAAUCUGCGCGAGAGUGGGUGAAGCAACUUCAAAAGGUCAUCUUCAGGAGUCACAACGAUGGAGAUGCAGUCAAGAUAUCGUUGCCCAUCGAGAACGUGGUCGAUGUGGAGGAAGCGAGCAUGGUUGACUUUGCUGAGACUAUCAAGAUCACUGUCAUUGCGGACGAUGAGACUUUUGCCACUGACGAAUACUUCUUCACCUUCUUCAGCCUCGGCAAGGAGGCGUUGAAUAUGCUGACCAUUCUGACCGAAGGCAAUGAUGCCAAGAAAGCGCUGGCUGAGGACAACGCUAUGAGCCCGCUUUCGAGAGUGCGCUCGCCACCGACGUUCGACCAGUCGCCUAAUGCCAGGUCGUCACCACGACCAAUACAGGAGCCGGUGCGCUCGACGUUGUCGCCACUAUCUGGACGUGGCAGCCCAAGGAUCAGCAGUGAAGGACAGAGACCAAGCAUUGACAUGACGAGACCUAGUCUUGACGGCAAUAGACGCACGAGCUUUGACAGAGGCAGGAGAAGCGUCAGUGCGGAAAGUCGAGGCAUAUAUGGCGUCCGCAGCGCAUCGAAGUCGCCCUUGUCGCCGAGGAUCGAUGAGUCAAUGGAAAGCUUCGUCACCUCAUCGGAGCAGCCGACCGACUCUUCUGUUGACGAAGAGACGAUGCAGGCGAACAUGACUGCAAGCACAAUGCUUGCAGAUGAUGGCGUAUUCCGCGGACCUACACUUCGCAUGCCACAACCUCGGCGUACAGUGUCUGGCUGGACGGUUGAGAGGCUACGUAGAGAAUCACAGCACUCGUCUCGAGAAUCAAGUACAGAGCGUGUGCGUGUUCAGCCGCCUUCUCGACAGCAGACGGACCAUAGACCUGAGUUCAAGCGGACUGAAAGUGGUGGAUCGGGUCGAACCUUAGAGGCAGAGAAGCUGCAACCCGCUGAUGCGGCCGCUCCUGGGCGAUUAGUUCGUGGCAUAUCGACGCCAUUACAGCAUGCUAUUACUGUAGCCGGCAUGGUUCGCUCUUCUAGCAAGCGCAUGGGGUCGUACCUCAGCAGCAGCCCUAAGACGACGCUGUCGAACUGGUCCGACGCCAUUGCCGGUGGCAAGCGACACUACAAGGACACGGAGGGUCUCGCUCCCGACGACAGCAUACAAGACCCGGAGCAGGAAGUGGACGUUGCGGAACACGAGCGCCGCUUCCAAGCACACUUCGGCUUGCCGAUCUCCGAGAAGCUGGUCUCCACGUUCUACGCCUGGCUACACAAGACCAUCCCGGUCUACGGCAAGAUCUACAUGGGCACUCGCCGUUUCUGCUUCCGCAGCUUGUUGUACGGCAUGAAGACCAAGAUUAUGAUUCCGUACAAGGAUAUCAUCAAUGUGCAGAAGCAGAGAGGCUUUCGCUGGGGAUACCCUGGGAUGGUUCUGGUUAUCAAGGGCUACGAGGAGCUUUUCUUCGACUUUCCCUCGGUCGAACUUCGUGAUGAUGCUGCUGUUACUGUGCUGCGUAACCUGGAAACUGUCCAGGAUGCUGCUCUUUCUAUGAUACUGACCGAGGAAGAACAACAGGAAGCCGAAGAUGCCGCUGCCGAGAAUGAACUGCUUCAAGCUGCGAGGAAGGAUGGAAGUGCUGACCAUGACUUGCAGUUGACUUCUAGCUUGAGUGAUCCCGAUGCGCCACCUAUUCUGUUCGACGAUCCGAGCGCUUCGAUACUGGAGUUCAAGCCGAAAGAAUCCAUGAAGAUUACGUGCUUGAGUAUCGGUUCGAGAGGUGAUGUUCAGCCGUACAUUGCCCUUUGCAAGGGACUACUUGCGGAGGGGCAUAAGCCGAGGAUCGCUACACAUAAAGAGUUCAAGCCAUGGGUGGAGCGACACGGUAUCGAGUUUGCAGAAGUUGGCGGUGAUCCGGCCGAGCUCAUGCGCAUGUGCGUCGAUAAAGGCCUCUUCACGCCAUCAUUUGUGUAUGAGGCGAACUCUACUUUCCGACCCUGGCUCGACGACCUACUGAAGUCCGCCUGGGAAGCUUGCAAAGGUUCCGAGUUGCUCAUCGAAAGCCCGUCAGCUAUGUGUGGUAUUCACAUUGCUGAGGCGUUGGAGAUACCAUAUUUCCGCGCGUUCACCAUGCCUUGGACUAGGACCCGUGCUUACCCACAUGCCUUCGCCACCCCUGGUUCGAAGAUGGGUGGGGGGUACAAUUACAUGUCAUACACCUUCUUCGACAACAUGUUUUGGGCGCUCAUCUCCGGGCAAAUCAACCGCUGGCGAGGCAAAAUGUUGGGUAUAGGUCCCACCAGCAUGGAUCGCCUACAGCAGAACAAGGUGCCUUUCAUGUACAACUUCUCGCCAAGCGUCGUUGCGCCGCCGCUCGACUUUAGCGAUUGGAUCAAGGUCACUGGAUACUGGUUCCUGGACGAGGGCGAUGACUGGCAGCCACCGGAGGAUCUGGCGAAUUUCAUCAACAAAGCGAGAGAAGACGGCCAAAAACUCGUCUACAUCGGUUUCGGCUCCGUUACAGUCUCCGACUCGCGACUCCUAGAGCAGCAAAUCAUCGACGCAGUCCUCAAAGCCGACGUCCGCUGCAUCCUCUCCAAAGGCUGGUCCGACCGCUUCGAAACAGAAGCCCAAAAAGCCCUCCCACCCAUCGAAGUCCCACCCUGUAUCCACCAAAUCCGCUCCGCCCCCCACGACUGGCUCUUCAAACAAGUAGACGCCGUAGUCCACCACGGCGGCGCCGGCACCACAGGCGCAAGUCUCCGCGCCGGCGUUCCCACCAUCAUCAAGCCCUUUUUCGGCGACCAAUUCUUCUUCGCAACCCGUGUCGAGGACCUGGGCGUGGGCAUGAACCUUAAGAAGGUCACGGCCAACCAGCUUGGGAAGGCGCUCUGGAUUGCGACGCAUGAUGCUCGCAUGCGGGGGAAGGCGGCGAGUAUUGGGGAGCAGAUUCGGGGUGAGGAUGGGGUGAGGACGGCGAUUGAUACCAUCUACCGUAAUAUGGACUAUGCCAGGAGCUUGGUUAAGAUUGGGGGCAGGCAGGGGAGUGUGGCGAGCCAGAGUGCUGGGGAGGAUCUGUCGGAGGAGAACUGGACUUUUGUGGAGAAGGAGGUGGAGGCGGGGAGUAUUGCUGCUUUCGUCCAGGCUGAGGCGGCGAUGGCGGGGAUGCAACCACAGCCACAGCCGCAAUCGGGGAAGGCUGGUGGGAGUGGACAUGGACGGCAGAUGAGUCUGGGGAGUAUGGUUAUGAGGGGUCGGACUUAG
This is a messenger RNA of Fulvia fulva, 4389 nucleotides long. Its product is annotated as Sterol 3-beta-glucosyltransferase. The record is from RefSeq and is a predicted model, not a curated record. Bases 1 to 4389 code for a protein of 1462 amino acids. The transcript has a single exon. Gene Ontology annotation, biological process: carbohydrate metabolic process. NCBI's taxonomy places the organism in Eukaryota, Fungi, Ascomycota, Dothideomycetes, Mycosphaerellales, Mycosphaerellaceae. Gene Ontology annotation, molecular function: UDP-glycosyltransferase activity; hexosyltransferase activity.